AUGGAGCAUCCACGGGUGGUGUACGGUGGUGGUCUUCAGUCGGCGAUGUCACCAUCAUUUAACGAUUCACGUCUGGAGGGAGGAGGGAGGGGAAACAGCGCCGGGGUUCACCAAUGCGGCGAGAACGCGGUGUACAUAAUGGAAAGGUUCAGGCCCCUUCCCCAGCUUACAGGUGAUAACUAUGCAUACUGGAAGGCUCGAACGAGAACUCAUCUUAAAGCUCAAGGAGAUCAAGUUUGGCGGGCAGUUCUGACUGGUUGGACUCCACCUACAAAACCUGGUGAAAAUGACGGUGAUCCACCAGUAAUCAAACCUGAAACCGAGCGAACUCAAGCUGAAAUUACCACUGCUGGAUAUAAUGAUAAGGCUCUUGACACUAUCUAUUCCUUAAUGCAUGAAAAUCAAUUUUCGUUGGUUACAGGUAUUGAUUGUGCAAAAACUGCUUGGGAAAUCCUCGAAACCACAUAUGAAGGUACGAGUUCAGUCAAACAGUCAAAACUCCAGCUGGUAAAAACUGAGUUUGAAGAACUACGUUUGAAUGAGGAUGAAGACAUUGCAAGUUUUCAUGGACGCUUACAAGAAUUAGCAAAUCGAGCAACUAUUCUUGGAAAACCCUUCUCCCAACAGAAACUUGUCAAAAAGGUCUUACGAUCCAUGCCUUCGAGGUUUAGGAUGAAGGUAACUGCCAUUCAAGAGCAUGACGGCUGGGAGGACAAAUCUGUAGCUCAAUUAAUGGGCAACCUUCGAACCUACGAAAUGGAAAUCCUUACUGAUCACACUAAAAAGCAAAAGAUGGUUGCGUUUGUAGCUGAAGAACAGGACGACACUGCACCAAAUGAUGAUUCAGUAGCAUUUUUAACUAAACAAUUUUCUAAUUUUUUGAAACAGGUAUCUCAGAAGAAUACACAAAACAACAAACAUAAAAAGGGGACAAGCACCAACGUGCCAAAAACUGGCACAAAAAGUGGCGUGUCAAAUUCAAAAAAUACUGAUUCACGACCAGCUCGCCCCAAAGAAAAGUCAAACAACAAAGGAAUAAGGUGUUAUGAAUGUGAGGGCUUCGGUCAUGUUCAAGCUGAAUGUCCAACGUAUCUUCGACGAAAGAAGUCCAUGACAGUCACAACUUGGAGUGAUGAUGAACUUGAAUCAGAAAAUGUUGAAUCUGACGCAGAAGAAAUGUUUGGCAAUUUUGUAGCCUUUGCAGCUAAGAGUACGAUAUGCUCUGAACCUGUAGAUGCAUCUGACACAGAAGGUGGUGAUUACAACUCGGCAGAAGAUCUUGACAUACCAGAUAUAUCUUAUGAAGUAGAGUUUAAUAAACUGUAUCCAAAAUGGGAAGCAUUACUUAAAACAUAUCGUGUAGUGUCUAGUGAAGUUAGAGUUUUGCAAAAUGCUGUAAAUGUGUUCAAAGGUCAAGUUGCAGACAGGGAUGCCUUAAUUAAAGACUACACUGACCGAGAAGAAAAACUGCAACAGGAAAUCAAGAGACUGACGCUGGAACUAAACACAUAUAUAAAGAGAAUCCAAAUGAUGGAUACCACAUCAACUCUUGACGAAAUCCUUGAUUCAGGGCGGCAAUCCUCUGCAAGAUUUAGUUACGUGGACACAUCAGACCUGAGUGUUAUUACUUCUACAAAGAACAAAGGGCCGAAAAACAUAGCCAUAAGUAGGGAUGAAAAAUGGUACUUCGACAGCGGUUGCUCACGACACAUGACUGGAAACGCAAAAUUUCUAAGUGACAUAAACACAAGCAACGGUGAAGUAACUUUUGGUGAUGGAGUCAAAGGACAAGUAACCGGAGUAGGUACUCUAAAUGUUGCAGGUCUACCGAAGUUGAAAAAGGUGCUACUGGUAAACGGACUCCAUGCCAACCUCAUAAGCAUUAGCCAACUUUGCGACCAAAACUGGAAUGUUAGCUUCACCAAAGACAACUGCAGUGUUAUGGAUAAUGAAAAACAAUGUGUUAUGGAAGGUUCAUGUGGGAAAAGAUUUCGUAAAAAGCAAAAAGGAAUUAUUAUGGAGCUGUUCUCUCUAUUUUUUUUCGUCAAGCAAAAGCUAUCUGGUAUUAGUUAUUGGAUUCUCUUUAUAUGGUUUCUCUUAUUGGCUUUAGUGGAUAUUAUUGGAUAUUAUUGGAUAUCGGAUUAUCUUUUUGGUUGA
This is a messenger RNA of Ipomoea nil (Japanese morning glory), 2157 nucleotides long. RefSeq lists its product as uncharacterized. Bases 1 to 2157 code for a protein of 718 amino acids. The record is from RefSeq and is a predicted model, not a curated record. NCBI's taxonomy places the organism in Eukaryota, Viridiplantae, Streptophyta, Magnoliopsida, Solanales, Convolvulaceae. The transcript has 5 exons. Gene Ontology annotation, molecular function: nucleic acid binding; zinc ion binding.